UAUGGUUAUGUGCCAAACGGAAACAGAGUGUAUUACCUGAAUCGGUCUCAGCCACCGUUGCUUACUUGGUGCCUAUCAGCAUAUUAUGAAGCUACAGGUGAUAAGGAAUUUGUGCUGAAUGGCGCUCGUUGGUUCGAACGAGAAUACGAAUUCUUCCGAGCACACAAAUCAAUUCAGCUAUCGGGUUUAGCAUCACCACUCUAUCGCUAUCACGUCGUUGCCGCUGGCCCACGUCCAGAAAGUUAUCGUGAGGACGUUGAAAGUGCACAUCACAUUGAGGACAUCCUGGAAAAACAGCGUCUCUGGGGUGACAUUGCAGCUGCAGCGGAAAGUGGUCGUGAUUUCAGCUCACGUUGGUUCUCGCAGGAAGGGCCCGUUGCUGGCAAAAUGGGAUCCACAAGGUUCGUUCCUGCGCAAACGUCGUGA
This is a messenger RNA of Gongylonema pulchrum, 426 nucleotides long. Lineage: Eukaryota; Metazoa; Nematoda; Chromadorea; Rhabditida; Gongylonematidae. The record is from the annotation of a GenBank genome assembly.